Molecule: messenger RNA, 1161 nt
Organism: Alternaria novae-zelandiae
Lineage: Eukaryota; Fungi; Ascomycota; Dothideomycetes; Pleosporales; Pleosporaceae
Exons: 3
Coding region: 1-1161 (386 amino acids)
Biological process (GO): transmembrane transport
Molecular function (GO): transmembrane transporter activity
Source: RefSeq, a predicted model, not a curated record
AUGGCCAAACCCGCUAGUUUGCACGAAGAGCUUGAAAAGGAUGCCUCACCUUCAGCCUCUGGAGGUCACGAGUACGCAGAUUCCGAGGAGAACUAUAAGCCCAAAACACUCAAGUUUUGGCUCGUCAUCAUCUCGAUCUAUCUGGCCUUCUUCCUUGUUGCUCUCGACCGCAUGAUCAUUGAGAAGCUGUCCAUUCUCGCUCAGCUCAAGCGCCUCGACCCAAUAGGUCUUCUAUUCUUCGUACCAUCCAUGGUAUGCCUCAUCCUCGCUCUUCAGUGGGGAGGUACGACCGAUGCUUGGUCAGCACCGAGGAUCAUCGGCCUGCUCGUCACAUUUGCAAUUACUUUCAUCGCAUUCCUGGUUGUGGAGUUUACGAUGCCGGAUACAGCCAUGGCCCCGCCUCGGGUCAUCUUGAACCGUUCGAUGGGCGGUGCUAUGCUGUUCAUCUUUCUCCUCGCCGGCGGUAUGAUGAACACUGUAUACUACAUCGCCAUUUGGUUCCAGGCAGCCCAGGGUCAGUCUGCCAUGCAGGCCGGUGUACGCACGAUACCGUUGUGCACAUCGCUUAUUGUCUUCGGCAUUGUUACAGCAGUGAUAACUCAGAAGAUCGGAUAUUAUGUCCCUGCUAUGCUCCUUUCGGCCGUUGUCGCAUCAAUCGCCAGUGGCCUCCUUUCUACACUUACGCCGGAUUCGAGCGCUGGUCAAUGGAUUGGUUAUCAGAUCUUCUACGGGUGCGGGCUUGGCUUUGGGGCUCAAACAGCGAACUUGGUGCCGCAGACUAUUCUGCCGCGCUCAGAUGUUUCCCUCGGCAUGGCGAUGAUCUUCUUCCUAAAUCAACAGGGUGGUGCUAUCUUCCUUGCUGUUGGACAAAACCUUUUCUCAACUCAGCUCGUCAAGCAACUAUCGGGUAACUCCAAACUCGAUACUGAGCUCAUCAUCAACACCGGUGCAACAGACCUCCGAAAAGUGGUAGCGGCGAACGAGAUCGAUACGGUGGUAUCGGCGUACAGCUACUCAAUAACUGGGACGUUCCUGCUAGCAGCAGCACUCAGCGCUUGCACCAUCAUUGGAGCGCUGAUGGUGGAAUGGAGGCGCAUCAACGAACGUGCAGGAAAACCAGCAGAACAAGCGUCAAAAGAUAUAGAGAAAGAGGCUGCUUGA